GGAUUAAAAGGAUCCUGCCCCAUCAGAUGACAACUGCCGGGCCGGUGCUUGGGGAGGAGAGGCGCUCAGAUGAGUUCUUUGACUCACUGGAUCAUGUCAUCGACAUCCAUGGGCACAUCAUUGGCAUGGGCCUCUCCCCUGACCACAGGUACCUGUACGUGAACAGCCGUGCCUGGCCUCGGGACUGCAUCAUCUCCGACCCGAUGCAGCCGCCCCCCAUUGCUGAGGAGAUCGAUCUGCACGUGUUUGACCUGAAGACAAUGAAGGAGGUGAAAAGAGCCCUCCGCGCACAUCGGGCCUACACGCCCAACGAGGAGUGCUUCUUCAUCUUCCUGGACGUCAGCAAGGACUUCGUAGCAAGCGGGGCAGAGGAUCGCCAUGGCUACAUCUGGGACCGGCACUAUAACAUCUGCCUGGCCAAGCUGCAGCACGACAACGUAGUCAACUCGGUGGCGUUCAGCCCGGUGGAGCAGGAGCUGCUCCUGACAGCCAGCGAUGACACCACCAUCAAGGUGUGGCGCUCCCCUCGCACCGUGCGCAUCCAGCAGGCCAGGAAGCCCAGGCCCAGGAAACUGCUCUUCUCCUGGCUCAUGAACCAGAAAAGCUGAACCCAGGUACACCUGCUCCUGCAGCUUCCUCACUGCGGCCACCUCCUCUGGAGCUUGCAGAGCUUUGAGCCCUGCACAAUGGAGACGAGCUCUGGGCACACCAAUCCCGUCUGCUGAGUCAGGAGGGACCCUGGUAGCAGGAAUUGCUUCUUUCUCGGAGCAUCUGCUUCAAAGACAGAAUGUAAGAGCCGAGGGCCUGUUCCUGGGCCUGGCGGGCAGCAGCCCGAGCUGGUCACUGCGGGGUGGGCUCCCCACAGCUUCUCACCAACGCUGCUACUUGGUCACAGCUCUCUCUGAGCUUUGGUCUCUGAGAACAGACUGAGGCAUGUCUCCAGCAUUUGUACUGUGUGAGCCUGUGAUGUGCCCGGCCUUGCUGAGAGCUACUGGCUGCAGAGCACUUGGCAGACGCCGCGUACAGUGCUGUGCUGCCUUACUGCAG
Molecule: messenger RNA, 1047 nt
Organism: Balearica regulorum gibbericeps (East African grey crowned-crane)
Lineage: Eukaryota; Metazoa; Chordata; Aves; Gruiformes; Gruidae
Source: RefSeq, a predicted model, not a curated record